Molecule: messenger RNA, 2562 nt
Organism: Ipomoea nil (Japanese morning glory)
Lineage: Eukaryota; Viridiplantae; Streptophyta; Magnoliopsida; Solanales; Convolvulaceae
Product: target of Myb protein 1-like
Exons: 9
Coding region: 383-2302 (639 amino acids)
Biological process (GO): protein transport to vacuole involved in ubiquitin-dependent protein catabolic process via the multivesicular body sorting pathway
Molecular function (GO): ubiquitin binding; phosphatidylinositol binding
Source: RefSeq, a predicted model, not a curated record
ACGGGUAGCGUGUAAUAAGCAGUGCGCGUGAAUGCAGAUGUUCACGGGAGUUGAUGACACUGGAACAGAGAACGAAAACGAAAUUCCUGGAGAGGACAUAUAACAACGAGAUUUGGAAAAAGCAAAGAAAUGAAACGCGAGAGAAGAGACCGAGAAAGCUCUUAGAGCCAAGCGCAAGAGUAACAGAAGGGCCCAAACGAGAAACUAUCGUAGCGUUUCUCGGGAACAAAGAGCCUUUUUUUUUCCUUGUGUUUUCCCGUGAAACUCAGAAUCACAAGACCCAGAGAUUAGUUUCUGCUUUUCUUUCUCAUUCCACGCAAGAACAGUGAUUUUUCUCAGGAAACACAGAAUCUGAAAAAAAAAAAAAAAAAAGAAGAAAAAGAUGAUAUCUUCACUGGCUAUGGCGCCUGCUUCUUCAUGGUAUUCGACAUCAUCUUCGGUGGUGGUUCGAGUGGAGAAGGCCACGAGUGAGUUCUUGACAGGCCCUGACUGGCCUAUGAACAUUGAUAUCUGCGACAUCAUCAAUACCAGUCGUUGGGUGGCGAAAGAUGUUCUCAAAUCUUUGAAGAAAAGGUUGCAGAACAAGAAUCCUAAAGUGCAGCUACUUUCUUUAACGCUUGUGGAGACCAUGGUGAAAAACUGUUCUGAUGUUGUGCACGUUCAAAUUUCUGAAAGAAAUAUAUUAACAGAGAUGGUCAAAAUUGUAAAGAAGACGAUGGAUACACACGUGAGAGAUAAAAUCCUAGUACUGAUAGACUCUUGGCAAGAGGCGUUUGGUGGCCCGGGAGGAAAAUUUCCUCAGUAUUACUGGGCGUAUCAAGAACUGAAGCUUGCUGGUGUAGGAUUCCCGCCACGUUCAUAUGAUACAGCUCCGAUUUUCACUCCACCGAUGUCUCAUCUUGUACACCAGCCCCAGCUAGAGUAUGAAAUGCCAAGUAAUUCUUCGACUAGACAUGAUGGCAACAUGGUGGCUGAGAUGGAGAAGUUAAGUUUGUCGACCAUAAGUUCUAUGAGGAGUAUUGUUGAUCUUUUAGCUGAAAUGCUGCUGGCUGUGAAACCAGGCGACCGUGCUGCUGUAAAAGAUGAAGUUAUUGUGGAUCUUGUUGAGCGUUGUCGUGCCAAUCAGAAGAAACUGAUUGAUAUGUUAACAACAAACAGGGACGAUGGGCUUCUAGAACGGGGCCUUGAUUUGAACGAUAUCCUGCAAAGUGUGCUUGGAAAGCAUGAUGCCAUAGCGUCUGGUACUGCCUUACCAAAUCCCGUCGAGGAUAUCAAGCAUCCAACGACUGAGUCUCGUGUAAGGUGGAGAGCUGAUACUCGUGAAGGCGGGAGGGGUGAGACAUCUUAUACUCGUGAAGGCGGGAGGGGUGAGACAUCUUAUACUCGUGAAGGCGGGAGAGCUGACACAUCUGAUACUGAGGCAGAUGCUAAGUCCCUUGUACCAGUGAGUGCACAUUUGGAUGAAGAGGAAGAUGGCAAGAAAGAGGACUGUGGAGGGCUGGUUCAAAGACGCUCGAAAACGAGCCCUGCAGCUCCCCGAGAAGGCGAGGGAAAGCCCUUGGAUCCAGCCAUGAGUGCAUUGAUUGUUAUCGAUCCCCCUGAGCCUACCAAGGCAACAAAAGAGCAGGAGAUAAUCGAACAAUUGAGCAUCACCCUGUCGUCGAGCUUGCCCCCAGACACCCCCGGAACUCCUGUUCCCACUUCUGCAGAAACCAUGAACCAGAAGGCCCCGGUUUCUUCUUUCAAUCCUGGGAAUCCACACACCCCUCAUUCUUAUCCUGGACAUCAGAGCUAUGUAGCUCCCUGGGCUCAGCCCCAACCCCAGAUGCAAACUUUUGCUCAAAAUCCUCAGUUUCAGCACCAUUCCCUGUCCAUGUUCCAGCAAAUGCCCCAAUCCAAUGCUCAGUUUCGUCAUUACCAAUCGAAUGGUCAGUUUCCUCAGAACUCUUCUGGCUAUACACCACCCUGGGCUCCAACUCCAGGCUAUUUCAGCCAAUCAAACCAAUCAUUCCCCCCACUUUACAUGUACUCAUCAACCCCACAACCACCCGCCACGAGCUCAUCUUCUCCUCACCUCCCGGCCAACUCGUUCCCAGCUAUGGGAAACAAUGGGAAUGCACAAGUCAGCGCCACAACGGGUCUCUCCUCUCCUGAACAGAAGUCUUUCAUCCCACCAUACAGGCUGUUUGAAGAUCUUAAUGUUUUGGUUAAGGGAGAUCAUCAGUAUCCUAAGACAACAGGCAACCCAGCAUACAAUUUGUUUGGAGCAAACAGUCAUAAUAUCAUUGAUUUGCGCAAAUGAGAUGAUUGAUAGGGAAUAUACAACAACAUAUUACAAGCUUUACAUGAUCUGCUGGCUGGCCUUUUUCAAGUUUAUUUUGUAGGUGGAAUUUUGGAAUAACUAUGAUUUAGUUGUUAUUGUAGCCAUGCAAUUACUUUGUGUGCAGGCAGCAAGCUAAUAGAGAUAUUUUAUGCUUUUUAGGUUUUACUAUUCAUCAGCUAUAUAUUGUACUUUCAUUUAUUUCUUUUUAAAUAAUAUCAUUAACUUAAGUCUUUAGAGUA